Messenger RNA from Harpia harpyja (harpy eagle), 4407 nucleotides. It is a transcript of the gene PIGA, whose product is annotated as phosphatidylinositol glycan anchor biosynthesis class A. Gene Ontology annotation, biological process: GPI anchor biosynthetic process. The transcript has 5 exons. NCBI's taxonomy places the organism in Eukaryota, Metazoa, Chordata, Aves, Accipitriformes, Accipitridae. Gene Ontology annotation, cellular component: glycosylphosphatidylinositol-N-acetylglucosaminyltransferase (GPI-GnT) complex. The record is from RefSeq and is a predicted model, not a curated record. Gene Ontology annotation, molecular function: phosphatidylinositol N-acetylglucosaminyltransferase activity. The coding region runs from base 134 to 1564 and encodes 476 amino acids.
AUUUUAAAGGGCCCGCCGCCGGGUGCGCCUCGCCGGCGCCGUCGGGGACCCGCGGCGCGGCCUGCGCGGGAGGGAUGGCCGGGCCCGGCGGUGAGGGGGCCGGGGGUCUUGGCGGAGCCGCCGCCGGCGAGUGAUGGCGCCUUGUGGUUCCCCCCCGGCAGGAGCGGGGCCCGGGAUGGCGGCCGGGGGCCCGGCGAGGGUGUCCCACAGCGUCUGCAUGGUGUCGGACUUCUUCUACCCCAACAUGGGGGGCGUGGAGAGCCACGUGUACCAGCUGUCGCAGUGCCUCAUCGAGCGAGGCCACAAGGUCCUGGUGGUCACCCACGCCUACGGCCGCCGGAAAGGCGUCCGCUACCUCACCAGCGGGCUGAAGGUCUACUACUUGCCCCUGAAGGUCAUGUACAACCAGUCGACGGCGACGACGCUCUUCCACAGCCUGCCCUUGCUCAGGGACAUCUUCGUGAGGGAGAGGGUCACCGUCGUCCACGCCCACAGCUCCUUCUCCGCCAUGGCCCACGACGCCCUCUUCCACGCCAAGACCAUGGGGCUGCGGACGGUGUUCACGGACCACUCCCUCUUCGGGUUCGCGGAUGUCAGCUCGGUGCUCACCAACAAACUGCUGACGGUGUCCCUGUGCGACACGAACCACAUCAUCUGCGUCUCCUACACGAGCAAGGAGAACACGGUGCUGCGAGCGGCCUUGGACCCGCGGAUCGUGUCCGUCAUCCCCAACGCUGUUGAUCCCACCGACUUCACCCCAGACCCGUCGAAGAGGGACGACGGUACAAUAACAAUCGUUGUUGUCAGCAGGCUCGUUUACAGAAAAGGUAUAGAUUUGCUUAGUGGUAUAAUUCCUGAGCUCUGUCAGAAAUAUCCAGAGUUACAUUUCUUGGUUGGAGGAGAAGGACCAAAACGAAUCGUACUGGAAGAAGUCCGGGAAAGAUACCAGCUACAUGACAGGGUACGUCUCCUAGGAGCCUUGGAACACCAGGAUGUUAGAAAUGUUCUAGUCCAGGGGCACAUUUUUCUCAACACUUCCCUCACUGAGGCCUUUUGUAUGGCGAUUGUGGAAGCAGCAAGCUGUGGUUUACAGGUGGUAAGUACAAAAGUUGGCGGGAUUCCUGAGGUGCUUCCAGAAAAUCUCAUUAUUUUAUGUGAACCUUCCGUGAAGUCUUUGUGUGAUGGAUUAGAAAAAGCUAUUGCCCAGCUCAGAUCAGGAACACUACCAUCUCCAGAAACUGUUCAUAAUAAAGUGAAGACAUUUUAUACAUGGAGGAACGUAGCAGAGAGAACUGAGAAAGUGUAUGACAGGGUGGCAAAUGAAGUGGUUUUACCAAUGGAUGAGCGACUUGACAGGCUGAUGUCUCACUGUGGCCCAGUGACUGGGUAUAUUUUUGCUCUUUUUGCUGUUCUGAACUUCCUUUUCUUGGCCUUUCUGAGGUGGAUGACUCCAGAUUCCAUUAUUGAUGUUGCAAUAGAUGCCACAGGACCUAAAGGUGCAUGGACUAAGCAGUGUUUUGGGGGGAAAAAAGGAGGAGUUAAAGAAGAACUUCCAAGCUCCUAAAAUGCUCAAAUGGAGAGGAGAGAACACGUCAGUCACUAAAGGUUUUAAUGCUUGCUGAUAGAGACAGUACUCUUAAAAUUCUUCAGUUUCUUUCUGAAGUUCUUGGAAAGAAACUUGGUUAAAUGUGCUACCUCAAUUUAGGAUGAUGUUUUAAUUUAGUUUUGGAUUCAUGCAGAUUUAUGGAGAUCUCUUUUGCACUUAAAGCUGGGAGGAGAACGUGGGUUUUUAUAUGUGUCAAAAGCCUUUGAGACAAAAAUACAAGAUUUUUCUCGACAACUUGAAUAUUACAGAAAGUGACUGUAAACUUUAGUGGUAUUUGGGAAAGCAGAACACAAAAAUUACUAGCUUACAGUAGUCCCUGCUAAUUCCUGAUAUUUACUGUGAUUAUUAUUUUGAGACCUGUUUAAAAAUACUUAAUUAAAAACCCAGCAAAACACACCUUUUCUCUUCUAAAAUGAAAAUGGCACUUGAAAUUAGUCAUGAAGUCCAUUACCAUGGAAGUUUCAGAGACUUAGUUCUAGCAGUUGUGUCCCAGUGACAGUGUUUUGCCUGCAUAGCGUUAUUAUUUUGAAGUUCUUCCCUAGUCAAAAUUGGAUCAUCCUGUUGCUAAGUCAAAACUCCAUAAUGAAUUUUUGGUAUUUUCAGAGGUGCUAAAUUUGUCCUGUUCACUUACAUGCGUGAAAGUGAUAUAAAGCUUAUAGCGGUUUUUUUUACAGUACUUAGGUGAAGAAAUUAUAUUAUUUAGAGAUAAUAUAGCCUUCAGAAACAGCUCAGGCCUGAAAACUCCUCCAGCAGACUAUGCCAAAGUGUGAAGUGACGUGUGUAUGCGCACAUGCGUGAGAGAGAGAAACCUGUGAAGGGCUUAGCAAGCACCAUUGUGCUUGCGUGCUCUGUCUCCCUUCUCUGCCCCGCGCCCCCCCCCACCUUAUUUUUCUUUUUUUUCUGCCUUCCCCUUAGUUAUGACCAAAAUGGCAUUUCAGUCCAUCUCUGGGAGGGACAGACAGUGUUUAGUAUGCAUGAUUUCACCUAGACCACAUCAGAGACACUGCAAGUGAAAUCUUGGGAAGGUAUCCUGUAAAUGGAAAUAACCAAUAGGUAUGCUUUUCAUGGAGAGGAAAAAAAAUAAAAAGUGGCUCCUUGCAUCUGUUAGUAGUCCUGAGUAAUGUAUACCUGGGCCAAAAGAGCACAACUUACCAAUGUGCGAGGAGGCAUUUAUCUCAUUAGUGUCACCCACCUCUAAACCCCGCCCCUGCCUAAUGCACUGGGUUAAUUUCUUUCUCAAGCAUCACUAAAGACUAAAAAUCUUAUGAUUUUAUGACUCUGAGUAUCAUGUAGUGUUGGACACUGUAUUAAUAUUAAAACUGUGCAAUAUGAAAAUACUGUUCCCAAACCCUUGAAGGGCAGUGUUUAAAACACAACUUCUGUCAAUAUCAUCUUGUUUGUGUACAGACAUAGUUACCCUAACAUCUGACAUUUUAUAAUUUCACUGAACAUAUUUUCAUGAAACACAGAAAGGUAAUGUGAAAUAAAUGCCAUAUACAAAGUCUAUUUUCUUUUACUAGAAUUUUUAGCCUUUGAUAUGUAAUGUACAAUAUGCAUUGUAUUGGAAUUUGAAUUUUUCAAACUCUACAUUAAAAGUGGAGGUCAGCUAAAAUGGUGCCACACAGAUUAUGGCUAAGUGGAUGGAAUUAAGGUAAUGUUUUACUUUUCAAAGUUACUUUUUCUUUUUUCCAAACACUCAAGUUUAUAACAGCUUUAAAAAAAUACUGAUUAUCAUUCCAGGGAAAAGUUUUAUAUAUAUUUUUUUAAUAAUAUUUUGUUGAUUCUCGUUUAUUUCUUUUUGGUUUCCUGCAACAUCUAGAAACACAAAUCAAAUUUUCAACAGGAUUGUAAGAAUUUAUUCAAAAUACUUCUCUUUUCUUUUGUGGAACAUGGUUUACUUAUGAAUAAUAUAAUAAAACCAUGUUAUAAUCUUGUUUACAAGACAAAUUUACAGUUUAUCUAAAACUUUAUUUACCUUUCCAUAAAGAAUGGAUAUUUUUCAUUAAUAUUUGGUGGUUGGACUUCUUAUGAGAAAGGUGAUUAUUAAAAACCAUUCUGUACAAGCUGCCACAAAAAUUUAAUCCAUAACUGGAUAACUACAAAUAUGCUGUUUCUCAAGUAAUGCAACUUGUAUUACGCAUAACUCUUUGCGGGACUGGUUCGCUUACUGGUCUUGUGCAGUGGAGUAAGGGCUGAUGUCACAGAAUCAUUUAGUUUUAAAAAGCAUCAGUGGGUGAAAUGGAAAAGUUUAAAUAAAAUAAUCACAAUAAUAAAAGAACAGACAUACGAGUAUAUUUAGAAAUGAAUAAAAUAACUAUUUAAAAAAAUCUAAAAUGUUUCAGUUGUGCUUGCAGGUAACAUUUGAUCAUUGUGAAAUACUAGGGAAAUGUUACCAAAGAGAGAGCGAUACUGAGUAAUGUCUUGCACAGAGCAGAGCCUCCGGUGUGGAGGAGGAGGGAACACUCCCACACUUUCUGUAUAGAAGGUCCCCCCUUUCAUAGGAGGGACUGUUCAUCUGCCAUGAAAUUCCAUCCCGCAGGCACAAGGAGCAAUUGUGUUUCCAAUACAUUAUAUGCAGACACUGUGAGUAAAGGUAUAGACGGCGUCUUGAUAACUGAAAAUUGUAUGUUAAACCAGAGCAAGUACCAAGUAAAGUAUGAAUGUAAGAUUCGUCUUUCAGAUUGUGUUUUCGUGGAUGUGGAUCGAUCUGUAAGAAGGUAAAUACACUGUAAUGUACUUAUUUUUGUGGUCAAGUUUUUCUGCAUCUUUUUAAAAUAAACUUAUUUUUUCUCCUUUUGAUA